AAAGAAAGAAGAAACCCGCUGCAGGUACCGGUCAUGCUGACCUGUGAGAUCUGCGGUGAAGAACUCCUGCUGGAGGAGGACAUGAAGACCCACCUCCUCCUCAGCCACCUGGAGCGUGAGCCGCACUGUCCUCUAUGUUCGCUGUCCGGAGUGUCCUUUGAUGAACUCAGGGUCCACGUUCUGUCUGCACAUCCUGAAGACCAGGACAGAGAGGGGGGUCCGGGUCAGUCCAUGUUUGUUUCAGGCUCAGGCCAGUCGACAUGCGGUUCAGGUCUGGAUCAGUCCAUAUGUGGUUCAGGUUCCUCAGUCAGACUAAAAGCCGGGCAGAAGCACACGACUCAGAAUGGGUGUUUGUUAUCUGGGGGGGCUGCUUCUUUACAAGAACAGAGUCCUGAACCCUCGGCCAGGUUCUGGAAGGGGCCCAUGCAAGAAGUGGACUCUGAACCCAGUAAAGCAGAGCCUCAGUUCUCGUGUCCGCUGUGCUCACUGGUCUGCAGCAGUCCUUCUGUCCUCCAGGACCACGUAGAGCUGCAUCUCCAGGGUCCAGUCUCAGAUCAGG
Molecule: messenger RNA, 559 nt
Organism: Austrofundulus limnaeus
Lineage: Eukaryota; Metazoa; Chordata; Actinopteri; Cyprinodontiformes; Rivulidae
Product: zinc finger with UFM1-specific peptidase domain protein
Source: RefSeq, a predicted model, not a curated record